CCGGUGCGUGGGGCGGGGCCGGGGGCGGGGCCGUAGCCGGUGCCGUAGUGAGGAUCGUGCCGGUGCUUCGGGCCGUGCCGGUACCGGUACCGGCGCAUAUCGCGUCGAGGCCCGAUGAUCCGGUGAGGCGAUGGCGGCGGGCGGUGGGGGCGGGCGUCCGCCGGGCCCCGAGCCCUCCCUGGAGCCCUACGUGCAGACCCGCAUCUUCAAAAUCAUCGUGAUCGGGGACUCCAACGUGGGCAAGACCUGCCUGACCUUCCGCUUCUGCGGGGGAACCUUCCCCGACAAGACCGAGGCCACCAUCGGCGUGGACUUCCGCGAGAAGACGGUGGAGAUCGAGGGGGAACGCAUCAAGGUGCAGGUGUGGGACACGGCUGGCCAGGAGAGGUUUCGGAAGAGCAUGGUGGAGCAUUACUACCGCAACGUGCACGCCGUGGUCUUCGUUUACGACGUCACGAAGAUGACGUCCUUCACCAACCUCAAGAUGUGGAUCGAGGAGUGCAACGGGCACGCUGUGCCCCCCCUCGUCCCCAGGGUGCUGGUGGGGAACAAGUGUGACUUGAAAGACCUGAUCCAAGUGCCCUCCAGCAUGGCCCUCAAGUUCGCCGAUGCUCACAACAUGCUUUUGUUUGAGACCUCGGCCAAGGACCCUCAGGAGAGCCAGAACGUGGACGCCAUUUUCAUGUGCCUGGCCUGCCGGCUCAAGGCUCAGCGCUCGCUGCUCUGCCGGGACCUGGAGGGGCGGCAGGGCCAGGCCCGGCGGCUGGAGGCGGCGCACGAUACCGGCACUAAAGCUUCCUGCCCGUGCUGAGCGGGGACCCGCGGGCUCUGUCACGGUCACCCCAAUAAAGGCUCUGCGGCCACACUC
This is a messenger RNA of Calypte anna (Anna's hummingbird), 868 nucleotides long. It is a transcript of the gene RAB33A, whose product is annotated as RAB33A, member RAS oncogene family. The transcript is spliced from 2 exons. NCBI's taxonomy places the organism in Eukaryota, Metazoa, Chordata, Aves, Apodiformes, Trochilidae. Gene Ontology annotation, molecular function: GTP binding; GTPase activity. The coding region runs from base 131 to 811 and encodes 226 amino acids. Gene Ontology annotation, cellular component: Golgi apparatus; endosome. The record is from RefSeq and is a predicted model, not a curated record. Gene Ontology annotation, biological process: Rab protein signal transduction.